Hibiscus syriacus is the source of this 2153-nucleotide messenger RNA. RefSeq names its product clathrin coat assembly protein AP180-like. Gene Ontology annotation, cellular component: clathrin-coated vesicle; clathrin-coated pit. The record is from RefSeq and is a predicted model, not a curated record. Lineage: Eukaryota; Viridiplantae; Streptophyta; Magnoliopsida; Malvales; Malvaceae. Gene Ontology annotation, molecular function: clathrin heavy chain binding; 1-phosphatidylinositol binding; SNARE binding. Bases 12 to 2153 code for a protein of 713 amino acids. The transcript has 2 exons. Gene Ontology annotation, biological process: vesicle budding from membrane; clathrin-dependent endocytosis; clathrin coat assembly.
AAAAAGGAACAAUGCCUAGCAAGUUAAAGAGAGCAAUCGGUGCAGUGAAAGACCAUACCAGUAUCAGUCUGGCCAAGGUGGUGAACACCAAUUCCGCCACCCUCGAAGUGGCCGUCCUCAAGGCCACCACCCACGACCAAUCCCCCAUCCACGAACGUCACGUCGACGAAAUCCUCAAAACCGUCUCAUCCAACCGUACUUUCGCCGGAAUUGCCGCCCGUUCCAUCGCCAAACGGUUAGGCAAAACCAAGAGCUGGGUGGUUGCCCUCAAGUGUUUGAUGCUCGUCCUUCGUGUUUUCCAGGACGGUGAUCCUUAUUUCCCUAAAGAAGUCCUCCACGCAUUGAACCGUAAAGCCAGGAUCCUAAACAGAGACGAAUCCAGUUCCGGACCGUGCGAUUUCGCCGCUUUCGUCAAAGCGUUCGCCGCUUAUCUCGAGGAGCGUUUGGAUUGCUUCCUCACGGGGAAGCUUCAAAGACGGUUCACGUUCAUGGAUAAACAAAUUAGCCACCCAAGGAGCCGUCGAGUUAACCAACAACCCGUUCGACAUAUGAAGCCACCCAUGUUGCUCGACCGGAUUUCGUAUUGGCAACGGUUACUUGAAAAAGCCAUCGCCACAAAACCGACAGGCUCCGCCAAGACGAACCGAUUGGUUCUGAUGUCGUUUUACGCCGUCGUACGAGAAAGCUUCGAUCUUUACAGGGACAUAUCAAACGGACUCGGACUCGUGUUAGAUGGUUUCUUCUAUUUACAGCAUCAAUCAUGUAUUAGUACCAUCGAGUACUGCGUUAAAGCCAGGAAACAAUUCGAAGAUCUGUCGUGUUUUUACGAGAACUGUAAGAGACUUGCAGUUGGGAGAACCUCGGAUUAUCCGAGUGUUCAUGGCAUAUCAGAAGAGCUGUUGGAGACAUUGAAGGAGUUCGUUAAAGACCAAGCUUCGUUCCCAUGUCCGAAAUCGCCUCAUUUGGUUCAUCUCCUAUCGACGGCAGCCAAGGAUCUGUCAGUUUCAGAAAGAGAACCUGAAACUGGUCCAAGAAUUUCAACAAGUUCAACAACAUUGGAAGAUUUGAUGAAACACCAAGCACAAUCUUUUGGAGCAAUUAGAGCAUCUUUCUCGGUCGAGAAUUUCUCGGAAUUGUCGAGAAAACAGUUUCAUGAACAAGAACAAGAGUCUUACAAUAACGUAGCUGAAACUGGUUCAAACCAUUCGUUACCCAUUGAUCAAGAGCAAAAUGUGAAUAUAGAUUUCAUAUCCUUCGAUGAAUGGCCAACCGUAGAUCAUAAUAAUGCCCAAAUACAGAAAAUUACAGAAACAUCAUCGUUUUCAUCUAAGGGUGAACAUGUUUGUUGGGAGCUUGCUUUAAUAGAGGCGCAUGCAGCUUCUCAAAACGAUCAAUCUUUCAUCGACAACUGGACACAACAAGCUUCUCAAAAUGGAACCAGUGGCGUCUCAUUUUCCAACAAUUGGUUUCAAGAAGAUCAUCAAGCUUCUCAAAAUGGAGCCAUGGGCGAUUCAUAUAUGAAUGACUGGUUACUACAACACCACCACCACCUACAGCACGAGCAAGCUUCAAAUGAUGUAGCCAAUAGCCAUUCGUGUUUCGAUGACUGGUUAAAAGAAGACAAUAAUCAACUAGUAGUACCCAAUGGCAACGCCUGUUUCGGUGACUGGCUUCAAGGAAACGAAGUUAUAAAAGCAGGAAAACAAAACCAGAACUGGAACAACAAUGGUGGUAACGACAACUGGGAGCUUGUGUUAAUAGAAGCCGCCGCAACACAAGCUUCUCAACCUUUAUUCAACGGAAUCGAACCAUCGAUGGCGAAUCAUUUACCCAUUGCACCUCAACUUCAAUACAAUCCAUUUCUUGAAGACGAAACAGAUAUCUCAGCAUCCACUGCCCACGACAAUGUUGCCGGUUUCCCUGAUGGGUUCUCAAUGGUACCAACCAUAUUUCAGGCGACACCGCCGACUUUCUUUGCUCAAAGUUCCAACCAAAUACCGGCGCCGAUGUUUCAAGGGAUACCGACAAAAGCGUUUGGGGAAGGUGAAUCUAACAACCCUUAUGCUCCAUGGCCGACUACUAGUAGGUCAUUAGAUCAACAAAAUAUUUUCCUUCAACACCUGUGGUUGCAAAACGAGAAUAAAGUAAGGUGA